GUAUUUACAGUACAUUACAUAACACACAUUCAAGGGAGACACAGCGGAGCACAGCUGGUCCCAGGAUGGGCAGGAUCAUCUUCUAUGAGGACAAGAACUACCAGGGUCGCAGGUAUGAGUGUGACAGCGACUGCACUGACUUCCACUCCUACCUGAGUUGCUGCAACUCGGCCCAAGUGGAGAGCGGGACCUGGGUGAUCUACGAGAGGCCGAACUACAUGGGCUACCAGUACAUCCUGAGCAGAGGCGACUACCCCGACUACCAGAGCUGGUUAGGCCUCAAUGACAGAGUCUGCUCCUGCAAGAUGAUUCACUUCACCAGUGGAGAUCCUUACAAGAUCCAGCUCUAUGUCAAAGGAGACUUCGCCGGUCGGGUGUUUGAGGCGACUGAAGACUGUCCCUCUGUGCUGGAGAACUUCCACUGGAGGGAGAUCCACUCCUGCAGGGUCCUGGGAGGCUGGUGGGUCUUCUACGAGCACCCGCACUACAAGGGACGCCAGUACCUGCUGGAGAAAGGCGAGUACCGCAAACCAGUGGACUGGGGCGCUGUCUGUCCCACUGUACAGUCUUUCAGAAAGCUAACAGAGUAGGUACUGUGCCUUUUCUCACCCUCUUAUUGGCUGUUGAUUGGCUCAUGAUUGACACCUGAGUGAUGUCAGACGGAGCAGCAGCCGUGGCAACAAUAAAAGUGAAUGAUAAGAAA
Molecule: messenger RNA, 703 nt
Organism: Epinephelus fuscoguttatus (brown-marbled grouper)
Lineage: Eukaryota; Metazoa; Chordata; Actinopteri; Perciformes; Serranidae
Product: gamma-crystallin S-like
Exons: 3
Coding region: 66-590 (174 amino acids)
Biological process (GO): visual perception; lens development in camera-type eye
Molecular function (GO): structural constituent of eye lens
Source: RefSeq, a predicted model, not a curated record